CCUCUUCUCUCCUCCAAACAAAUUUUAGCACAAUCAUAAAAAAACACUAAAGAAAAAUGAUCAAUUUUUCAUCUUCUUCUUCCCUUUGGCUAUGAUUCUUCAUGUCUCUUGCUUCCUUCUGCAAUGCCAUACACAUUCUUUGUUUGAUACAAACAAAUGGAUCAAAACCCUGCCCAUGGCUUUGCAGGACAUGAACCUGACCAUGCGGAGGAGAAAAAUCUUGUGGAGGCUUCCCCUGUUACUGAAUUAAGCCUUUCUCAGGUUCUUGAAGAUGUUGAUCGAUUUCUUGAGAGGUUGUCAGAGACAAAGGAUAAGUCAAAUCCACCGGCGGUUCCAAAUUCUGUGGAAUUGUUUUUGAAAAUGGCUCAAGAAAAGAUAGCUUACUAUGAUUCCAACAGGUUUGGUCAUAGCAAAGAAGAAGAUUUGUCAUUCUUUGAAUGUUUAAUCCGCAUUUCCAGGUUGACAAGUUUCAGCGAAUUCAAUUCCAAUCCAAUAAUGGCUGUUCCUCUCAAUAGAUCGAGCAACGUUUUGCAUCUUUCCAUGUCGUUGUUGGACGGUGAAUUUCGAACAAUUCUAGAGAGUCGUAUUCGCAAUCACAACCAAAACAAUUCUUCAGAUUCUAAGACCCCAUAUGCAUCAAAGCAACCAUCUUUCGGUUCCCAUCAUCAGGAUAACUCUGAUCGAGGAGGCGUCCAACCAGAAGCAGAAACAACAAUAGGGGAGGAAUUCCCCGCUUAUUCCAAAGAAUCAAUCUGCAACAUGAACAAAAUCGCUACUGCGAUGAUCUCAUUGGGUUACGAGAGGGAGUGCUGUAUGGCUUAUAACAUGAUAAGGAAAACUGCAUUCAACAGCGAAUUGGAUAAGCUUGGAUUCACCAAUACCAGCAUCGAGGAUGUGCAGAGGAUGCAGUGGGAAACCCUGGAAGGAGAAAUCUCUGCCUGGAUUGACGUUCUUAAGCAUUGUUACUCAGUUCUUUUGCCUGGCGAGCUGAAGCUUUGUAACUUUGUCUUUUCAGAGUACCCGUCAGUGUCCCAAAGAUUAUUUAACGAUCUUGCAUCAUCAAUAACGGUAAUGUUUCUCAAUUUCGCAGAAGCUGUUGCCAUGACAAAACAAUCUGCUGAGAAACUAUUCAAAUUCUUGGACAUGUACGAGACCUUGAGGGAUAUGAUUCCUACAAUUGAUAGUACUACUCAUUCCAGGGACUUAAAAGGGGAAACCUUCACUGCGAAACGCUUGCUCGGAGAAGCAGCCGUGAGCAUUUUCUGUGAUCUUGAGGAUUCCAUAAGGAGGGACCAUAGCAGAACUCCAGUUCCAAGCGGUGCAGUUCACCCCUUGACUCGCUACACCAUGAAUUAUCUAAAAUACGCCUGCGAAUAUAAAAACACAUUGGAACAAGUCUUCCAGCAGCACCAGAAAAUGGAGGAGGGAAAUGCCAAUGCCGGAAAGUGCAACCAGCCGGAUGCAGAAAUCACAGAAGGCGCCGAUGAAGAUGGCAAUCCAAAAACGUCGCCAUUUUCAGUGCAGCUGAAAACGAUAAUGGAUUUGCUUGAUGAGAAUCUUGAAAUGAAAUCGAAAUUGUACAGAGACCCUGCGUUGCGCUACGUGUUCUUGAUGAACAAUGGAAGGUAUAUUCUCCAAAAGAUCAAAGGAUCCACUGAGAUUAAUGACACAAUGGGAGCGAAAUGGUGUAGAAAGCGGUCAACCGAUCUGAGGCAAUAUCAUAAGGGAUAUACAAGAGAGACAUGGAGCAGAUUACUGCAGUGUCUGAGCCACGAAGGGUUGCAGGUAAAUGGGAAGGUGGUGAAGCCUGUAUUGAAGGAGAGGUUCAAGAUGUUUAACUCCAUGUUUGAUGAGAUACACAAGACGCAGAGCACAUGGGUUGUGAGCGACGAGCAGCUACAGUCUGAGCUUCGGGUUUCGGUAUCAGCGGUGGUUAUUCCUGCUUACCGGUCAUUUCUGGGGCGGUUCCAGCAGUACUUUUCGGCGGGUAGGCAAACGGAAAAGUAUGUAAAGUACCAAGCAGAAGAUAUUGAGAAUUUAAUUGAGGAAUUGUUUGAUGGAAACUCAAAUUCAUUGGCGAGGAGGAGAUCAUAAUAAUUAUUAUUAUUAAAGACAAAUUGGAGAAAUGAAAGAGAUUCAAUAGAUUUUUUUGUUCUUUCAAUUUAUUUGUUAUAUUUUUCUCAUCUCUGUUUCAAUGUGAAUUUUUUUGAUUUGUGUA
Messenger RNA from Hevea brasiliensis (rubber tree), 2218 nucleotides. RefSeq names its product exocyst complex component EXO70B1-like. Gene Ontology annotation, molecular function: phosphatidylinositol-4,5-bisphosphate binding. Lineage: Eukaryota; Viridiplantae; Streptophyta; Magnoliopsida; Malpighiales; Euphorbiaceae. The transcript has a single exon. Gene Ontology annotation, biological process: exocytosis. Gene Ontology annotation, cellular component: exocyst. Bases 157 to 2094 code for a protein of 645 amino acids. The record is from RefSeq and is a predicted model, not a curated record.